This is a messenger RNA of Penicillium odoratum, 894 nucleotides long. RefSeq names its product F1F0 ATP synthase subunit gamma. Bases 1 to 894 code for a protein of 297 amino acids. Gene Ontology annotation, biological process: proton motive force-driven ATP synthesis. NCBI's taxonomy places the organism in Eukaryota, Fungi, Ascomycota, Eurotiomycetes, Eurotiales, Aspergillaceae. The transcript has 5 exons. Gene Ontology annotation, molecular function: proton-transporting ATP synthase activity, rotational mechanism. The record is from RefSeq and is a predicted model, not a curated record.
AUGUUCUCCCGUGCCGCCCGCCCGGUCCUCAGGGCUGGCAGUGCUGCUGUCACCCGCACUGCCCCGCCCAAUGCCGCCAACUUCGCGACUCUGCGUGAGAUUGAGGGCCGCCUCAAGUCCAUCAAGAACAUCCAGAAGAUCACCAACACCAUGAAGGUCGUUGCCUCUACCCGUCUUACUCGCGCCCAGAGAGCUAUGGACGAGUCUCGUGUCUACGGUGAGACCUCCAACACCGUCUUCGAGAAGGCCGAGACCAAGCCCAUCGAGGGCAAGAAGACUCUGUACGUCGUCGCUAGCUCCGACAAGGGUCUUUGCGGUGGUAUCCACUCCAGUCUGAGCAAGGCUGCUCGCCGUCUGUUGACCGAGGACCCCGAGGCCGAUCUCGUUAUCCUCGGUGAGAAGGGCAAGGCCCAGCUGUCGCGUUUCGCUCCCGAGAAGAUCCUCCUCUCCUUCUCGAACGUCUGCAAGGACAUCCCCACCUUCGCCGAUGCUCAGGCUGUCGCCGACCAGAUCGCCCUGCUGCCUACCGACUACAGCAGCGUCAAGGUCAUCUACAACAAGUUCGUCAACGCUCAGACCUACGAGGCCACCGUCUCCGAGGCCUACUCCGAGGAGGCUAUCACCCAGUCCGCCAACAUCUCCGCUUUCGAGAUUGACGACGAGGCUCUGGCUGGUCUCCGCGAGUACGCUCUCGCCAACAACAUCUUCUGGGCUAUGGCUGAGGGUCACGCUUGUGAGAUCUCUGCUCGUCGCAACGCCAUGGAGAACGCCUCCAAGAACGCUGGUGAGAUGAUCCAGAAGUUCCAGAUUCUGUACAACCGUCAGCGUCAAGCUACCAUUACCGGUGAGCUGGUUGAGAUUAUUACCGGUGCCACCGCCUCCGCCGACAUGUAA